Molecule: messenger RNA, 291 nt
Organism: Chaetura pelagica (chimney swift)
Lineage: Eukaryota; Metazoa; Chordata; Aves; Apodiformes; Apodidae
Gene: SCRG1
Product: stimulator of chondrogenesis 1
Exons: 2
Coding region: 1-291 (96 amino acids)
Source: RefSeq, a predicted model, not a curated record
AUGAAGAUGGUCUCAGCGCUGCUCCUGCUGAGCACCCUGCUGGGUACCCCUGCCGUGCCUUCCCAGCGUCCCUCGUGCUACAAGAGGGCCCUCAAAGACCACAACUGUCACAGCAUCCCCGAGAGCCUGGUGAAUCUUCGACAAAUUGAUGAUGGUCUGCAAAAUCACUUUUGGGAAGGGAAGGGUUGUGAGGUGAUCUGUUACUGCAACUUCAAUGAAUUGCUCUGCUGCCCAAAGGAUGUAUUCUUUGGACCAAAGAUAUCUUUUGUGAUUCCCUGCAACAGUCAGUGA